AUGGUGAAGGACGACGAAGAGAUGACGGACGAGUUCGAGGAGCGGGUGCUCAACGAGGAGUACAAGACGUGGAAGAAAAACUCCGCGUUCCUGUACGACUUGGUGAUCUCCCAUGCACUGGAAUGGCCAUCGUUGACAGUGGAAUGGUUUCCGGACCUCUUGUGCCAGGACAACAACGUCUCAAAGCAGCGUCUGCUCCUUGGCACGCACACCUCUGGAGAUGAGCAGAAUUAUGUACUGGUGGUAGAAGUGUCCCUACCCUUGGAGGACACAGAACUCGGGGCACGACCAGAUGAAGACGACAAGAAGGGGGUUGGUGGAUUCGGGAUGGCCCCAGGCAAGGUGCAGCCAGUCCAACAACUAAAUCACGAUGGUGAAGUCAACAGGGCACGCUACAUGCCACAGAACUCCUUCAUGAUCGCCACGAAAACAGUCCAUUCGGAUGUCUAUGUCUUUGACUACUCCAGACAUCCAUCCAAGCCGCCUCCUGGAGGGGAGUGCAGGCCUGACCUGCGUUUGACGGGGCAUGAGAGUGAGGGCUAUGGGUUGGCAUGGAGUCCCUUCAGGCAGGGGACCCUCAUAAGCGGGUCAGAUGACAGGAAGAUAUGCCUGUGGGACAUAAAUGCUGUAACUCAAGGAAAUCGGAGACUCCCAGCCAAGACAAUCUACAGCAGACAUGAGAAUGUAGUUGAGGAUGUUGCCUGGCACAUGCGCAACGAGAACAUGUUUGGCUCUGUGGGCGAUGACAAGAUGGUGUUUGUGUGGGACACACGGGUGGCCCCGGAUGAAGGUCCUCGUUUCACCAGUCGGGCUCACGAUGCUGAGGUCAAUUGCAUCGCCUUCAACCCUCUGAACGAGUGGCUGGUUGCCACAGGCUCAACGGAUCGAAUGGUAAUCCUCCAUGACCUCCGGAAGAUGGGGCCGAAGAUGCAUUCGCUUAUUGGCCAUUCGCAUGAUGUGUUUGCGGUGAAUUGGAAUCCUAAGGAAGCGGGGGUCUUGGCGUCCUGUGGAGCAGAUCGACGACUGCUGGUGUGGGAUUUGGGAAAGAGUGGAAACCCACAGACACCAGAAGAGAAAGAGGAGGGCGUUCCUGAGCUCCUCUUCAUUCAUGGAGGCCACACUGCGAAGGUGUCAGACUUUGCAUGGAAUCACAACAACGACUGGGUGAUCUCAUCUGUGGCGGAGGACAACAUCCUGCAGAUCUGGCAGAUGGCUGAGGAGAUUCGAACGUAG
This is a messenger RNA of Ostreobium quekettii, 1233 nucleotides long. Lineage: Eukaryota; Viridiplantae; Chlorophyta; Ulvophyceae; Bryopsidales; Ostreobiaceae. The record is from the annotation of a GenBank genome assembly.